This is a messenger RNA of Closterium sp. NIES-65, 1662 nucleotides long. The record is from the annotation of a GenBank genome assembly. Lineage: Eukaryota; Viridiplantae; Streptophyta; Zygnematophyceae; Desmidiales; Closteriaceae.
AUGACGGGGGGCUUCGCGCCGAUGGAGAUCGACGGGGAGAGCUCGCGCGCGGCGCCCGCGGGGAAGCGCGAGGUGUGGGCGUGGUACGGGUACGACGCGGCGGUGGCGGGAUUCUACUCCGCCGCGCUGCCCAUCUUCUUCCCCCUGCUCCUCGUCGCGCUCGCGUCGGAAUACGCGUGGCAGCACGCGGCGUCGCCGCAGCCGCCCGCGUGCAGCGCGGACGUGACGAGCGAUUGCCUGCAGUGCGUGCCGGGGAAGGGCACGCAGCUGCAGACCUCGGCGGGGUACACGGAGGCCCCCAUGCCGGGUAUCCCAGUGGCAGGCGGGGGCAGCAUCAACCCGGUGUCGUUCGCGACGGCCAUGCUGGGCGUGUCCGUGCUCUUUGAGGUCGCUGCGUUUGUCACUGUUGGGCCCCUUGCUGACUUUGGCCGUGGGCGCAAGCAGCUACUGCAAGUGGGCACGUACAUGGGAGCAGUGGCGUGUGUGCUCUGCCUCGUCCUCGCCUCGCCGGCCCUGUGGUGGCUCGCCGCCGUGCUGCUUGUCAUCGCCAACAUUGGCUACGGCAUCGCCACCGUUGCUUACUACAGCUACCUGGCAGUGCUGGUGGACGCGUCCCCCGAGGUGCAGCAGGCAGAGGCGGCGGGACUGCCGGUGCAGGCGGUGGUGGAGAUGCGCGAGCAGGUAGAGAAUCGCCUCUCCCUCACGGCAGUCGCCUGUGCCAGUGCCGCCUCCAUCAUCGUAACCCUCCUCGCCCUCGCCGCCACGCUCCCCACCUCCUCGCCUGCCCUCAAGCUGCGCCUCGCAGUGGCCCUCUGCGGCGCCUGGUGGAUCCUCCUCGCGCUGCCCACCUUCGCCUUCCUCAAAGCCCGCCCCGGCCCCGCCCUCCCCCCGGGCUCGCCCCUGCGAGUCUUCUCCGGGUGGCGCCAUCUCGGCGCCAUUCUGGCCGAGGCGCGGCGGUACCGCAACGCGUUUGCGUUCCUGGUGUGCUACUUUGUGUACGCGGAUGGCUACACCACCAUCAUGCAGAUCGGCGUGCUGUUUGGCCAGAGGGAGCUCUGCCUCUCCACGGGAGCUACUGUUCUGCUCGCCUGCUGCGUCUUCCUCUUCGCGCUCCUCGGCACGCCACUCGCCUUCUGGCUGCAGCGCGUGUCCGGGCUGCACAAUAAAGCCAUGGUCUGCGUGCUUAUAGCGGGGAUGAUUCCCCUCCCGCUCUGGGGCCUGCUCGGGUACCUGACACCGGACGGCGGUGUGGGGUUGAAGUCAGCGUGGGAGCUGUAUGUGUUUGCGGGGUGGUUCGGGGUGCUGCUGGGGCCAUUGUCGUCGUACUCGCGCACACUGUUCAUUGAUAUGAUCCCCGUGGGGAGAGAGGGCGCCUUCUUCUCACUCUACUCCGUCAGCGACAAGGGCUCCUCCUGGCUCGGGCCCUUCAUUGUCGCUGUCAUUGUACAGGCCACGGGGGAGCUACGGGCGUCCUUCUUCUACAUCCUGGCGGUAAUGCUGCUGCCACUGAUCGCGCUAGUACUGGCGGUGGACCAUGCACGCGGCAUCACGGAUGCAGGGCGCAGCAGCCGCAGCCGGGCGGGCGACACGGGCAUCGCUCAGGACGACCAGCCCAAUGUGGUGGGCGGCGUCGUGCCGUAUACUGCCAUGCGCGCUCACUGA